Messenger RNA from Paraphaeosphaeria sporulosa, 2212 nucleotides. RefSeq lists its product as uncharacterized. Gene Ontology annotation, biological process: conjugation with cellular fusion. The transcript is spliced from 4 exons. NCBI's taxonomy places the organism in Eukaryota, Fungi, Ascomycota, Dothideomycetes, Pleosporales, Didymosphaeriaceae. Bases 164 to 2062 code for a protein of 632 amino acids. The record is from RefSeq and is a predicted model, not a curated record. Gene Ontology annotation, molecular function: phosphatidylinositol binding; protein binding. Gene Ontology annotation, cellular component: mating projection tip.
UCAUUUCCUCCCCACGCGGCCCAAGCACACAGGCCAGCCUGCCGGCUUCCACCUUGGGCGCUGUCCUGCGUCGACGUUCGCACGCGCAAUCUCGCACACUCUUCCGCACCGCAUAUCGUCGUCGAGUCUGCUGUCGCGCCAGCAACCACCCUGACUGCCCGCCAUGAAGUUCGUAAGAAGAUCGGUGAAAGGGGAGAAGGACACUCGGCCGCACCACAUUUCCAUCCCCCCCAAGGAUGCCAUCGCCAUAGUACCGCCCAAGAAGGUCAUAAAGGCGCUCUACGACUACAGUGGCCCCCCCGACGCUGCCCCCAACGCCGGCUUCCUCAGCUUCUCCACGGGUGACUUCCUGCACGUCAUCGGCCGCGAAAACGACAAGGAGUGGUACGAGGCCUGCAACCCCCUACACGGCGCCCGUGGUCUGGUGCCCGUUACGUACUUUGACGAGGUGGGCAAAACAGUGCGCGACAGCGCUGGCUCUGCCAAAUCUACCCCUGCGAACCAGAACGCACCCCACGACUCGGGCUACCAGGAGCGCAGCAUCACCAGUCCAACGAGUACAGACGCCGGCGGAUCAGCAGGCAGGAUGUCACGGACAGGAGGCAUGGGCGGCAUGAGCGGUAUGGGAGCCAUGGGAGGCAUGAGUGGCAUGGCCGCCAUGAUGAAGGGAACGGGAGCUAUGGUUUACGGAAUCGUCAUGUACGAUUUCAAGGCAGAGCGACCGGACGAAUUGGAAGCAAAAGAGGGGGAGGCCAUCAUUGUCAUUGCACAGUCAAACCCAGAAUGGUUUGUCGCAAAACCCAUCACACGACUCGGUGGCCCCGGCCUCAUACCGGUCUCCUUUAUUGAGAUUAGGGACAUGACGACCGGAAAGGCCGUGACUGAUCCGCACGAAGCGGUGCGGCGGGCGGGCGUACCAAAGGUCGAAGAGUGGAAAAAGAUGGCCGCAGACUACAAGAACGGAAGCAUACCUCUAGGCAAACUUGAAGCCAAUUCUCAGCAAACUCUCCAACAAGGCAUGGAGCGAAUGAGCCUGAGCGGCAAGAGUCAGGCGGGCGGGGCAUCGAAUGGAGGCUAUGGGCAAGCCAGUUCGGUCUCGUCUCAUUCGCGCAGUGGCUCACUCGCACAGCAACCUCGCCAGGACCAACGCGCAUCCGGCUCGAAUCUCUGUGCACCGGUAAAAGCAUGCGUUCCUCGGUACUGUUUCGCCGACGACAUCUUCUGGUUCAUUAUUGAAUGCCAGAUGGAAGAUGGCCGCCAUUGGGAGCUGCAGCGACUGUACCAGGAUUUCUAUGAUCUGCAAAUCCAGCUGAUUGCGACAUACCCCCAGGAAGCUGGCACCACCGGGGGCGAGCGCACGCUGCCAUUUAUGCCUGGACCAGUGACUUAUGUCACCGACAAUAUCUCUAAUGGACGUCGUGCUAACCUAGAUGAAUACAUUAAAAACCUGUUGAGGUUAGGCCCGCACAUCACCCGCGGCCAUCUAGUCAAGGGCUUCUUCGCACCCAGGUCGGGAGAUUACGAAAUUGAUCCAGAACUGGUCGCGCAAGAAGAAUACCGUCUGUCGCAGACAUCAGGUCAAUCAUCGAACCCGUCGCAGGGCGCAUCGAGGCAGUCGUCUGCCGACCAGUUGCAGGCUACAACACCGCAGACUCCAUACUCUACAGGAUCCAAUUUCCCGAGCCACCAGCGAGGCAUGUCCAUGGGCAGCACCCAGGGCGGCUUGAACCCCCCACCGAUGCAACACCAACACACUGGGCUAUCAGCAACAUCUACGUCUACGAGCACCGGCGUUGGAUCAGCGUUGAAGAUUAAGGUCUGGUUCGAAGAAGACAACUGCGUUGUCAUCCGCAUGCCGCUGUCACUCAGAUACUCUGACCUAUACACCAAGUUGAAAGAACGGAGAGCAGUGGAACAUCCUUCAGAGAGGGACGAAGAAUUGAUCGUUGAAUACAGGGAUGAGAUGGAGGGUCAGUACUACCCCAUUGAAAACGACGAGGAUCUGCAAAUCGCGGUGGAGAGAAAUCCUAAGCUUUCGUUGUCAGUCAUGACCAAGAGGUAAGCAUUUUGUAUUUUUCAGCGAACAUUGGAUCUGCCAGGUGCCUUUUGUGUUCUGGAAAGCGGUUGGCUGGGAACUUUUGCAUCGUUUGAACUUUUGACUCUGCGAUGAGACAAUGCUGGGUAUGGAUUUAAGCUGGAGGGGGAGGGGAUG